Molecule: messenger RNA, 1596 nt
Organism: Strongyloides ratti
Lineage: Eukaryota; Metazoa; Nematoda; Chromadorea; Rhabditida; Strongyloididae
Product: EF-hand domain and Complex 1 LYR protein family and EF-hand domain pair and Nicotinamide N-methyltransferase-like family-containing protein
Exons: 12
Coding region: 1-1596 (531 amino acids)
Molecular function (GO): calcium ion binding
Source: RefSeq, a predicted model, not a curated record
AUGUGUACAAUAUCCUCUCGUCAUCGAGUUUUAUCAUUAUAUAAAAAAUUUAUAAAAUUAGCUAAGAAUUGGGAAGCUAUAGAAUCAUCAAAAACAUCCAUUGAAAAAGAAAAUUUUUUAAAAGAAAUAAAAGAAACCUUUCGACAAAAUAAAUCUAUAAAUGAUGAUAUCAAAAUUAAUGAACUUCUUCUAAAGGGUGAAGAACGUUAUUAUUUAGCGGAAACUUAUAAAAUUCCAUAUGGUAAACUAAGUUAUUUACCACCAUCUAGUAUUUAUUAUGUCCAUAGAAAAAACAAAACUUUCAGCCUUCGAGAACAUGUUUAUAACUUCAUUAGAUGUUAUUACUCUUCUUCUAAAAUUAAUGAUGAUUUGUUAAAUGAAAUAAUAAAGAUUUUAAAAAUAAAUAAUAAAUAUAUUGAUAACAUAAUAGGACAUAAAAUUUUGCUUGAAUUUCCAUGUAAAAAAACAUUUGAAAGAAAUGUAUUAAAAAAGAUUAUUUAUAAGUUGGAAAAGGAAGGAUUCUCUGGUAGUGAUAAGAUGUAUGAAAGAUUAUCAUUAGUAAUGGUUGAUGAUAAAGAUAAGGAUACAGUGUCAUAUAGAAUAUAUUUUGAUGAUAAGUUAAAUAAUAAAAUUAUUAUACAAGAUUCUAGCUUCGAUAAGAAUGUCCUGGAACUUGGUGCAGGAUGUGGAUUAACUGGUAUUGCUGCUAAAGUAUUUGCUGGAGUUGGUUCUUUAAAGCUGACAGAUUGUAAUGAGUUAGUAAUUAAACAAUUAAUAAGAAAUGUUGAAAUAAAUAAACUGGAUUGUAAAGAAGUUUCCGUUUCGUACCUCAACUGGAAGGAUGAAAUAGAAAAAGGUUCUAAUUACGAUUACAUCAUUGCAGCUGAUGUUGUUUAUGAUACAUCAAUUCUUGAUUCACUUCUAAAGACAGUAUCUAACCUUUUGAAAGAAACAUCCGGCAUGUUUAUUAUAGCAAGUACAUUAAGAAAUCAGGAUACAAUAAGAGAAUUUGAAAAUCAAAUUGAUAAAAACAACCUGUGUUUAAUGGAAAAAAGGAUUUUUGAUUAUACUAAAAAUGGUUUAUUUAAUGCUAAUAAGUAUAUUUCAUUCUGCUUAUUUAAAACUAGAUUCUUUACAAUGGUUGAUAUACCAAAAAAAAGAGAUGGAUUAAAUGAGGUUUCAUUGAAACAAAUUAGUGAAGCAUUUGAAAUGUGUGAUGAAUGUGGAAAAGGAUUUGAACCCAGACAAGCUGAAGUUGAUCAUUUAGCGGAUGAGUUAAAAGAAAUCUCUGGAAGAAAGUCUAGAAAUAAAGAGGAAUUUACUGUAGGAGAAUUAAGUGAAUUAUUAACAGAAAAAUUUGUAAAAUGUGACAUUAGUGAGGCAACAUCUGAAUUGAAGAGUGCAUUCAUGAUGUUUGACAAAGAUCAAAAAGGAUAUAUUAAUUUUGAAGAUUUAAAACGUGUUGUUGCAGAGUUAGGUGAAAAUAUUAAUGAUGAUGAGUUGUGGGAUAUGAUAAAAGAGGCAGAUGCAACAAAAAAUGGUCAUGUAAAUGAGAAUGAUUUUAUGGCUAUGAUGAAAAAAACAUCACUUUACUAA